Molecule: messenger RNA, 1277 nt
Organism: Pipistrellus kuhlii (Kuhl's pipistrelle)
Lineage: Eukaryota; Metazoa; Chordata; Mammalia; Chiroptera; Vespertilionidae
Gene: CUEDC2
Product: CUE domain containing 2
Exons: 9
Coding region: 254-1132 (292 amino acids)
Molecular function (GO): ubiquitin binding
Source: RefSeq, a predicted model, not a curated record
ACUCACGGGCACCUGCCCUUCUCAAACAUGGUGGCCGCGGCGCCCCUGGAAGCGAGCCGCUCUGGGCGCCGCCUUUGAUCUCGUUGGUGGGACGGCGGGAUGAGAGCUGCACUGCGCGGGACCAGUGGCUGGCGGCGCCCGACGGAGCAGGACAGGAGGGAGGAGCUGGCUGCCCCUGGGCCUAGUGGGUAGGGGCAGGCAGGAGGAGGGCCUGAUAAACCUACAUCUGUGUCCUUUCAGAAGAGGAGAGAGAAUGGAGCUGGAGAGGAUCGUCAGUGCGGCCCUCGUUGCCUUUGUCCAGGCGCACCUCCCAGAGGCUGACCUCAGCGGCCUGGAUGAGGUCAUCUUCUCCUAUGUGCUCGGGGUCCUGGAGGACUUGGGCCCCUCAGGUCCAUCAGAGGAGAACUUCGAUAUGGAGGCUUUCACUGAGAUGAUGGAGGCCUAUGUGCCUGGCUUCGCCCAUAUCCCAAGGGGUACGAUAGGGGACAUGAUGCAGAAGCUCUCAGUGCAGUUGAGUGGUGCCAGGAACAAAGAGAACCUGCAACCACAGAGUUCUGAGGUCCAAGGUCACGUGCCCAUCUCCCCAGAGCCCCUGCAGCGGCCUGAAAAGCUCAAAGAAGAGACUAGGGCUUCUCCUGCUGCUGGGGAUACUCAAGAUGAGGCAGCCAGUGCUGAGGAAGAGCUGCUGUCAGGGGUGGAUGUACUCCUGGAGGUGUUCCCUGCCUGUUCAAUGGAGCAGGCCCAGUGGGUGCUGGCCAAAGCUCGGGGGGACUUGGAAGAAGCCGUGCAGAUGCUGGUAGAGGGGAAGGAGGAGCCUCCAGCCUGGGACGGCCCCAACCAGACCAGGCUUUCCUCCCUGCAGGACCUAUCCAGGCGCCUCAGAGGCCCCCAAAAGGAUGAUCUGAAGUCCUUCAUCCUGCAGAAGUACAUGAUGGUGGACAGUGCAGAGGAUCAGAAGAUUCACCGGCCCAUGGCUCCCAAGGAGGCCCCCAAAAAGCUGAUCCGAUACAUCGACAACCAGGUGGUGAGCACCAAGGGGGAGCGAUUCAAAGAUGUGCGGAACCCUGAGGCCGAGGAGAUGAAGGCCACCUACAUCAACCUCAAGCCGGCCAGAAAAUACCGCUUCCACUGAGUCGUCCGCCAGACUCUGCCAGAGGGAUGCAGAAGCCCUACCACCAGCAGGGCCCACCCGAACCCCUGACCCCUUCUCUUACCUCCUUUCUCCACCAUGUUACCUUCUCGGAGCUGCCCCUGGGCACAGUAAAGGUAGCCCCAAG